This is a messenger RNA of Molossus molossus (Pallas's mastiff bat), 1018 nucleotides long. It is a transcript of the gene OIP5, whose product is annotated as Opa interacting protein 5. Bases 8 to 694 code for a protein of 228 amino acids. The transcript has 6 exons. Gene Ontology annotation, biological process: CENP-A containing chromatin assembly; chromosome segregation. Lineage: Eukaryota; Metazoa; Chordata; Mammalia; Chiroptera; Molossidae. The record is from RefSeq and is a predicted model, not a curated record. Gene Ontology annotation, cellular component: chromatin; chromosome, centromeric region; nucleus.
CAGGAAGAUGGCUGCUCGGCCAAGGCGGCGUCGUUCUGGUGAUACAAAGCUGUGGAAGGGUGGCUUUUGUCAUGGCACUAAGACAACUGACGAACCUUCUUUUACGACUUCCAUGGAGUGGGACACGCAGGUGGUGAAGGGGUCCUCUCCGCUAGGCCCCGCAGGGCUGGGGACAGAGGAGCCGUCAUCCGGCCCGCGGCUGCCGUCCUGGCUGCAGCCCGAGAGGUGCGUCGUGUUCCAGUGCGCGCAUUGCCACGCCGUGCUCGCCGACUCGGUGCACCUCGCGUGGGACCUCUCGCGGUCCCUCGGAGCCGUUGUCUUCUCCAGGGUUACAAAUAACGUGGUUUUGGAAGCUCCCUUCCUAGUUGGCAUUGAAGGUUUACUCAAAGGCAGCACCUACAACCUUUUAUUCUGUGGUUCCUGUGGGAUUCCCAUUGGUUUCCAUCUGUAUUCUACUCAUGCUGCCCUGGCUGCCUUGAAAGGUCAUUUCUGCCUUUCCAGUGAUAAAAUGGUGUGCUAUAUCUUAAAAACAAAAGCCAUCGUAAAUGCAUCUGAGAUGGAUAUUCAUUACAUGCCUCUUCCAGAAAAAGUCGCAGAGCUGAAAGAGAAGAUAAUAAUAAUGCAUACUCAUUUAAGUUCACUGAUGAAGAUGCUGAAGGAAUUGACUCCUGACUACUCCAACCCAGAAAACUGAUCCAGAACCAGAGCUUGAAAUUCAGGAUCAGGCCUUGCUGCCAUCUUCAGAGAUGUGCUGUUUGAUCAUUUCUUUAGAAAGAUCAACUUCAGAAAUGGACAGGAAAUGUAGUUUAUUAUGUUUAACAUCUAUGCUGAUUUCCAUCUGAUUUGUGAAGCUGUUUAUAGAAGAUGAGAAAUUAAGUAACUUUCUGUCCAGCACCUGUAGUAAAAGUUUGAAGAAAAAUGACAGUUACAAGCACAUGUAGCAGGUAACUGAACUGUUCUGGGGGUCAAGGAAGGUCUGUCUGAGGAAGUGAAGUUUCAGCAGUGGUCUGUAAGGUAA